Molecule: messenger RNA, 3380 nt
Organism: Exophiala oligosperma
Lineage: Eukaryota; Fungi; Ascomycota; Eurotiomycetes; Chaetothyriales; Herpotrichiellaceae
Exons: 2
Coding region: 964-1893 (309 amino acids)
Molecular function (GO): protein binding
Source: RefSeq, a predicted model, not a curated record
GUUUCAAUGUCUCUUUUCUUCUUCUCUUCUCUCUCUCCCGUAACUCAUUCAGCCGCAAGCAUGAGAUCGCAGGAUUGACGCCUUUUCUUCCAGCUGGUACUUGACGGAUUGGCAGUUUCUUCCGCGUUUCUCCCGUCCAUGGAAAAUUGUUUUUGCGGAACCCGAAGGACAAAGGCCUCAAACAGCUGACAUAAUUCCUUGGCGUCUUCUGAUGGAUGUUCAAAUGCACGUCGAUUUCCGACCCUGUUCCAUGUAUUGAUUGAUUUUCACAGGAAAAUGCCUCGGACUCGCCUGGUCUUAUCCGGUACACCUGAGAAUAGUAACUCAGCCUUGGGGAUGAUUCGGCUCCGUCUCGCCGGAUGAAAAAUAUCAUGCUCCUAUCAGACCACGAGUGUCCUCGGGGCACACAAGGCUAAUGACCCCUGGGGUUGGUACUGUACGGAGUACAUAGAACCAUUUCUGUUUGUACACCACUGGCUCCCAAUGGCCAUGAAACAAGCAACAAGUUUGUAUUGGGGCGUUUGACUACCAUAACCUUCGAGAACAAACCCCCAAGACGUUUCGUCGCCUUGAAUCCAGCUUCCGAGAGACUUUUUGGUCAUGUUCUCUGCUUCAUGAUACAAAGACCUUGCAACAAGCCGCUCUUUUCUCCACCGGUACCUCUUUGGCAACUUUCGAAUAUGUAGGUACUUCUAUCAAGUGGCCUCCAUGCCCAUGUGGUUCUCAUUGUGAAUCCAUCAUGUCUAGUUGGUGCCCCGUGCCACCCGUAUCCUCUGCUGAGGCUCUACCGCCAUACGACCUUAUUCACCGGCUUUGACGCGCCGCGAUAUGUUCAAUCACCGCCUCAACUCAGAACAGCGUGCUUGGCGAACAGGAUACACACAUCAUGAAGCUAUCUUCGUGGUCAAAAUGGUAACAUUGCAGCAUGUUCCAUACUCAAGGUAGUCGCGCAACUUUGACAAGAUGGCCUCACGUGAAGUGUUCAGGAUUCCAGAAUCGAUCCUCGAGAAGGCGCUGGUGGAGGUGUCGGCUCCGCAACAUCAUGGUCUCAAGAGAAAGCGUAACGACGAGAUCAAUGAAAACCCCGUCAAGGCCGAUUUUGUCACGGGAAAAUACAAUACAAUUUUUGGACGCAGGGUCGCAGAGGCAAAGACAAAGACACAAACACAAACACAGAAUUACACUGAGACAAUUAUCGAGACGAUUGACCAUGACUUGCUCGUCCAAAUUUUUGGAUACCUCGACGUCCCGAGCCGCGUUUCACUAGCCCUGACGAACAAAUUCUUUGGCAGCUUCUGCAUGACUCCUGGAGUCAGCGGACCAAUUCUCUUGUCAAAUUGCACACAACUCAGUUACGUACCGGACUCAGAUUCACUCAUCGGCUACAGUCACGACGAAUACCACACAUACUGCAGCAGACGCCGCAUGACUCUCCUCCUCCUGCGCAACUGGAUGCCCAGCGACCUCCAGUUCUGUUGGACCUGCAUGAAAUACACGCCUCUUUCGGGAACCAAGCCCACUGAAGCCUUCUUCAAACCAUGGAAUGACAAUGCCAAGGGCACAAUGGUCAUCACCAUGAUCGACGAGUCGGGAAAGGAAGACCCAGACUCAACCCUUCGCGUCGAAUUGCACUGUCACGACGCCUGUCUCCCUCGCAUCGCUGAGAACCAGCCGAUGCCAUUUGAUCUGCUCUGUCGGCACUUGCCAGGCGGCCGUGCCGUCCACUACAACUUCGGCGUCGAGAUGCAGGAGGUUGUCUACUUGGGAAGUGAGGUUUUUGAGUGGGGCCUUGCGAUGCCUCGCGUCAAUCACAUAAUGAAGAUACGGCGCGUCAGCUUCGAGGAAGCUCUCUGUAAGCAUGUGGGUUCUCCCAUUGGCUUGUGGAAGAAGUGAGACACCGAGGAGAAGAUUGGGUAGAAGAAUAGGUUCUCCAAAUAGGCAAUCCACGUGUGGUGUUCGUUAUGUCGAGCUUUCUUUCCACUGGCUUUGUGAAUCGUAAGCACCCGAGUGAUAUUGCAUGUUGUUCUUCUUCGAUUAUGAAGCAGUAUUUGAGAGUCAAAGUGGCCCCAAGCGUGCACUGGUCUACCGAUCUUUGUAGCAAUGUCGUCCGUCAGUGCCAACCUGAGUAUUAGGUGGAACCGAAGUUAGAGGGUAGUGAUUUGUAUGCUUGAUCCCCCUCAAACCGAACCAAUUGUUUCUGUGACGUUGGCUGACUCGCAGCCGUCACGACUAACAUGAAGCAAGACGGGGCAAUGACUGUCGACUGGAUGGGUGUGCAUGUUGGAUGAUGACUGAUUGACAGUCUUGAAGAGGGGCUUCCCUCUUCUGGAGAUGGCGACCGGGAACUAUUACCACGUUCUAUGUAAGACUUGCCCCAUUGCGAACACUGUUGUCACGGUAGUCGUGUAGAAGGCGGCGCUAAACCUCAUCAGACAGAAGGCCUUUGUGCCGUGGUGGAGCUUUUAAAACAGUGUAUGCUUUUGGUAGCAGGCGAAACAAAGUCGACCGUGGUGUGAUGAUGGGUCACAUGGCACACCUCAAAUAGGUGCUCUGCAACAACACAGCAUUCUGAAGCCGUGUGCUUUAUGUCUAGCGACGCCUGUAGUGGUAUGUCGUCUGUGUCCUGGUUGGACGUUUUUGGCGAUAUGGGGUAUAUCGGUAGGGUACCGAUGCAUAUUGUGGAUCCGUGGAUUGGUGCUGAAUAGUUCCAGUUGCUAAGAGAGACCUGUUCUGCACACACACACGCGCACGCGCGCGCGCGAAAACACUUGGGUUACUCAACAUUCUUAGCAGCUGCAGCGUUGAGGGGUGAGAUGAAUUGAGGUAGCAGUUGCAGCUGUCCGGACGAAGUUGGAAGCCAGGUUGAAAUGGUUCCCUCCUUUGGACUUGAGGAGAGGGCAUGAAUAUGAGUACGAGUUCAAGGUCUUCGAAAUGCAAUGCAUCAAGUGUCUUCCCUUCCCACAGGCUUAUUUCUGUAUUGGUGGGUACCUACAUGUCUCGUCGAUGCGUUAGGUCUUGAGUGACAGUAGAACACACAGGGCCUCGCUUCGUGUGGAGGAUGAAGCACUCAACUGCAGCAUGGUGACACCCGGCGAGCUACCGGGACCAGGGCUGGACGUGCAGCCUCAAAAUAUUAUGAGGCACCCAAUGGUCUCGGUGCAAAGACAUCCUCUAGAAGCUAUCACGAUUUGCAAGGAAUGAUUGGUGUAGGAAAGAAAGCUGGCAACGCAUGUUGUAAGCGGGGAAACAGGGAAUGAUUGCAAGCGGUCGUAGUGUCCGGGAGAAGGCGAAGAGAAAAAGAGAAAGCCAUUUGAUGUCAUGGUCCAUAGCACGAGUCCACAAGCUUCGCAUCAUGCCAUGUCAAAAUCCCGCGCAAAUCA